AUGACUGCUAUUCCACCGAAUGUUUCGAAGGCUUGUUACAUUGGAGUUAGCAAGAUUGGUGAAGGAGUGUAUGGUAGCGUCUACAAAACUGUCGAUGAACGUGCAGGAAAUAUGGUAUUAAUCAAAAAAAUUUACAUGAAUUCAGCAUUUGAGAACGGUGUACCAGCUACAUUAGUACAGGAAAUCACGCUACUUAAAUUACUGCGGCAUCCAAACAUUAUUUCCCUUGAAGACGCAAUAAUAAGCAACAGUCAACUGUACCUGAUAUUUGAAUUUAUCAGCAUGAAUCUGAAGACUUACAUCAGCAAAAUUCCCAAUAAUAAAUUGAUGGAUAAAGCCAAGCAGAAGUCGUAUUUGUACCAGAUUCUGCAAGCUGUUUCCUACUGUCAUCAAAGAAAUAUUCUUCAUCGUGAUUUAAAACCUGAGAAUUUACUUGUUGACGAUAAGGGUUUUCUUAAGCUUUCUGAAUUCCAUUUUUAUGAAGCAGUUAACACGCCAGAGAUAUGCUAUACGCAGAAGGCUCAUACUCAGUAUUAUAAGGCUCCGGAAUUACUAUUUGGUUCUACUUGUUAUACUUCGGCAGUAGACAUGUGGAGCAUUGGCUGCAUUGCUGCUGAAAUGGCUCUGAAGAAAGCACUGUUUGCUCCGGGUGAUUCAAACAUUGAUCAGAUUUUUCGCAUUUUCAGUGUGCUAUCGACUCCAUGUGAUGAAACAUUGCGUGUUCUUACAAAUGUGCCCAAUUGUUCAGAAACAUUCCCUAAGUGGAAGAAUAACCAUCUUCAUGAAAUUCUUGAUCACUUUAUGGAUAUUAGUGGCAUUAUGAUCGUGCAGAAAAUGCUUACUUACGAGCCGGAGAAACGAAUUUCUGCAAAACAGCUCCUGAUCGAUUCAUACUUCGCUGAUGUUGAUCGAACAAAGCUUCCAACUAGCGAAUAA
Molecule: messenger RNA, 936 nt
Organism: Brugia malayi
Lineage: Eukaryota; Metazoa; Nematoda; Chromadorea; Rhabditida; Onchocercidae
Product: cell division control protein 2 homolog, putative
Exons: 7
Coding region: 1-936 (311 amino acids)
Biological process (GO): mitotic G2 DNA damage checkpoint signaling; G2/M transition of mitotic cell cycle; protein phosphorylation
Cellular component (GO): nucleus
Molecular function (GO): ATP binding; cyclin-dependent protein serine/threonine kinase activity; RNA polymerase II CTD heptapeptide repeat kinase activity
Source: RefSeq, a predicted model, not a curated record